AAGGCAUGUUUUAAACAAUGAAUUCUGAAUGCUAUUUAAAGCAGUUCCAUACAAAUUUAGUGGGUCUUUUCUCCAUUUAGAAGAGAAAAUGUUUCAAACUCUGCACAGUAUGUGCAUUCUUCACCCUAAACUGCAUGUACAAAGAAAGUGCUCUUUAUGCAAAGCCUGGGAGAGCCACACAAGGGCUUCUCGUUUAUUUUGAAAACAUACAGUACAUAAGCAAAUAUGUUUUAAGACCAGUUUAGAAUACGAGAGGCUUUUUGGACAACGCGCCGCCGAUCGCAGCCUAAAAGAAAAGCAUAUUUCCAGUCUGUCUACAUUAAAAAGCAAAAGCGAACACGCAGACGCAGACUGUAUUUCUCUCCUCACAAAGUCAAUGGGCGGGAUCACGGCGCUCAGUUUUCAGCCGGCUGCGGCUGUCACGACCCUGAUCUCGUACCGCCAUUGGCUCCUGUCUGGCGCUACGUCACAAUCAUGAUUAGAAUUGAUGAUCGGACGUUUUGAUUUCAUUGUCUGGCGCAGGGAGUCGGGAAGAAAUCUGCUGAAUUUGAGCGUUCGCUUGAUUUCUCACGAAUUAAGCAUUCUCUCAAGCUACGCCAUGCAAACGGCCUUUUGGGUUUUGCACAUGAUCAGACUGAACUAACUGACAUUUCCACUUCAGAAAUCCAAGGUUUCCCAAAAACACAAAGAGGACGCCUGCCAAAAAGAGAUACAAAUACACACCCCUUUCCCCUUCCGAAAGCAAUAUCCAGCGAGUUAACAAACCAAAUAUAUAUAGGAAGGCAGAAAAAAUGAAAGCAAAAGCAAGAACAAAAGAACUUAACCACAGUCUUGAAUGACCCAGUACAAAGGUUAGCUGCUCUUUUUGCAUGGUAGCAGCAGGACAGGUUAGUGUCCAGUCUCUCACAUGCCUGUAAACCAGGGAGACAGGCCUACAUUUUAGGGAAGGUCAAGAAACUUGCAGUUCGAGGUCCCAGCCUACUAGCUCAGGAAGGGCCGAGAUAAUCAUAGAAACAUCCUUGAAGUCAUUAAAAGAAGCGCAGAAGACAAGAAUAUGGAAAUAUGGAAAGACAAAAGGAAUAUGGAAAACAUGAAUCUCCGCUCUGUCUUCACGCUCGAGCAGCAGCGGAUUCUGCAGCGUUACUACAACAACGGAAUGACCAAUCAGAGUAAGAGCUGCUUCCAGCUCAUCCUGCAGUGUGCUCAGGAGGCCAAACUGGACUUCAGCGUGGUGCGGACAUGGGUCGGCAACAAAAGACGGAAACUGACCGCCAAGAGUGACCAGAAUGGCUCUCCGCACAGCUCGUCCAAUCACACUGUGGGUGGCGGCAGUGGCGGUGCAGGAGGAGGGGGUGGGGGUGUGGUCCUUCCAACAGAGCUUCCGGUACGCAGUGUGGCGAGCAGCUUUCGUGGGGCAUCACAGAUCCAGCUCCUGCCAGCAGCCUCUUCCUCCUCCAGUAGCAUCACUAACAUCAGCAACACCACAAACAACAACGGCAGCAGCAGUUGCAAUGAUGUCAUAGUCACUGGCGUCUACACCCUGGCGAAGUCCUCCAGCCGGGCCGAAACAGCCUCCCAAAUCAACAACGUUAUGCACAAGACUGUCUCUAAGUGCCGUAGCGAGACUGAACUUCAGUCGCCACGUGAUCUCCAGCUGAAAACCACCAGCCCGGUGAAUUCCUUCAGCAGCAAGGCUGUCUCACUGCCAAGGAAGCCGGCACAGCUCAGCCCCACCAAUGCAGUCUACUGCCAUGUCAAGAAAAGCUUCCCUGCUGCGGGCACCCAACCGGUCGAGUCGUUGGGCCUCCCUAGGACAGCUGCUUGGGAUAGACAGUACACGCAACAGCAGUGGCCUUUUCCCUCUGAUCAGCAGCCCUCCAACUCAGUGUCCAGGAUGCUGGACUCUUGCCCAGCCGGGAACGUCAAAAUCAAGCAGGUGUUUACCCUGGCCCCUGGGGGGAGCGAGCAGCAGCAGCAGCAGCAGCAGCAGCUGUCGAGGGUUUUCGGACAGUCGCUGCCCCCUCAGCAGCAGCACAGCAGGCCCUGGCCGGUGGAGAGCUCUGGCUGCUUCUCUAUCGCCAUGGAAACUGGUGAUGUUGAUGAUGAGUAUGCCAGGGAGGAGGAGUUGGCCAGCAUGGGCGCCCAGAUGCAGAUCUGCCCCAGCGGUGUCUUGGAACCUAGUGCUCUGCGGUUGAAGGACAGCCCUGGGGCAAUGUCGGCGGGGCGGGGUGGGGCUGGAGGGACGCUAGGAUCGCAGCCAGGCAGCUCAGACUUGUCCCCCACCUCUCUCUACCCUGGCAGCAGGGACUACCAGACGCCGUCAACCUCUUCCCACUACCCGCCUGGCUCGGCUGCAAUCUUCAACAGCGGCAGUGUUGUCAAAGCAAGCAGUAACUACCCAGCCAAGUUUCACUCCGCAUCUAGCAGCCACAGCUCACCCCAGAGAAUGGGCACCUACCAGGCAUCAGGAAACCUACCAAUCCCCUGGAUUACAAGUAACUCCAGAAAAAGAACAUUACAGGAUCGGACGCAGUUCAGUGACCGAGACUUGGCUACGCUGAAGAAAUUCUGGGAUAACGGAAUGACCAGUUUGGGAUCAGUCUGCAGGGAGAAAAUCACAGCUGUGUCGACCGAGCUGAACGUGGACUGUGAGAUCAUCAAGACCUGGAUUGGGAACCGCCGCAGGAAGUACCGCCUCAUGGGAAUUGAGAUCCCGCCCCCAAAAGGAGGGCCAGCUGACUUCACUGACCAACCAGAUCCGGGGUCACCGGGGACGCUGACCCCAGGGGAGCACACGCCCAAGACGUCAGACCAGGCGGAGGACAGCGACCACAAUGACGAGGUGUCCAUCUGUCUGUCUGAAGACGGGGCGAGUGAUGUGUAUCAAAGAGAGAGCGGAGAAGAUGGUGAUGGAGCAACGAAUAACGCCACCUCAGCCGACAAUGUGAAAAUAGAAAUAAUUGAUGACGAUGAAGAAGACGGCUGUACUUCUGAUUUUGAGCAAAUGCAAACGCUACUUGAAUACAAGCAUGAUGAAGUCCAAUACCUUGAGCAAGAGCUAGAAAACCAAAAACAAAGAUACUACGAUCUCCAGACAUUUACCAGGAACUUGGUAGCCGCUGUGAAGUCAAACGACGCAGAACAGCAACAGGCGCUGCUGUUGAGUUUACCUCAAGAAGUAGAAGGAGAAUGGGACUUCAGCCAUGUACCUUCAGAGCAGAGUAAUCCCAUGGUAAUGAUCCAAACUUAUUCCUCUGUAUCAGAGGAGAAAGGUUCUGCAGACACGUGACGUUUCCAACCAGACCGUUCUAGGCACUGCUGCCUUCUCAGUGUUGCAAGAGUAACUGUUUUAUGGGAAUGCCUUUUUUAUUGCAUAUGACUGCCUUGUCCAAGGAAAUGAUAAAUAAAAAAUAGAUACUUCACA
This is a messenger RNA of Polyodon spathula (Mississippi paddlefish), 3424 nucleotides long. RefSeq names its product highly divergent homeobox-like. The transcript has 12 exons. NCBI's taxonomy places the organism in Eukaryota, Metazoa, Chordata, Actinopteri, Acipenseriformes, Polyodontidae. The record is from RefSeq and is a predicted model, not a curated record. Gene Ontology annotation, molecular function: DNA-binding transcription factor activity, RNA polymerase II-specific; RNA polymerase II cis-regulatory region sequence-specific DNA binding. Bases 1055 to 3289 code for a protein of 744 amino acids. Gene Ontology annotation, biological process: regulation of transcription by RNA polymerase II.